Molecule: messenger RNA, 7120 nt
Organism: Onychostoma macrolepis
Lineage: Eukaryota; Metazoa; Chordata; Actinopteri; Cypriniformes; Cyprinidae
Gene: raver2
Product: ribonucleoprotein, PTB-binding 2
Exons: 15
Coding region: 970-3585 (871 amino acids)
Cellular component (GO): cytosol
Molecular function (GO): mRNA binding
Source: RefSeq, a predicted model, not a curated record
AGCCUGUCUGGAAAAUGAAAACACAAAGCAGAGUUAGUUACAAAUACAAGUGAAAAGUUGGAUCGCUGAUUUGGAAAUCGAUAACGCUCUGCUUCUUUUCGAACUAAAAAAGCCUACUGUUGUACCGGAUAUCAGGACAAGAAUACACAUUUACCAUUGUGCUCAGUGAAAUUUUUGUGGGUGAAAUCAAGUCAUUUUUAAUGAAUCUGCUCAACUGGGAGUUUCACAUAUGGGCUAAAAACUUUUCUAUACAGAUUUCGCUCAUAUCAAGUUUGUGAAUUCACAGUGCUGACCAAAAGAAAGCUCUUUGUUUUGAAAAGUGACUUUUGUGUGAGCUUGAGGUGCAUUUGCGAAAUUUUGAAAAAAAUGUAGCUAUUGUAGCUAUAACAAUAAAUGAAGCACAGUUCACACAGAAGUUUUCUGUUGGUCAAUGCUGCUGAGUAACCAAGAACCAGUUGCGAAAUUGGCAUGGGGAAAUCUUUCGACCUCAUACAAAAUUCCCAAUCCCAUAUAGGAAUUCCAAAUCGCGUGGAUUCCUACGAAAAAGCAGCAACAAUUUGGCAAACAGUAGGCUAUUUUAACAUUGGUAGGCCUAUGCUAUUGACAAAAAACAAUGGACCUUUUUUUUUGCCAACGAAUUUUGCUGAAAUUUCGCUCAUGUGUCAAUAUUAAAUAAACACUAGAUAUCCCUAAAUAUUGCUUAAUAAUGUUUUAAUAAAUAUUUUUAAUUACAAAAGAUCUGCUUACUAGAACUAGGCUAUUACAUCAUUAACUGUUAUGCUAAUGUUUUGUUAUUAUUUAUUGUUGCUAUCUUAACUUUAUAUGGCAUUUUUUGUAAUAUGAUAGCUACUGUCCUGUUAAGAAGUGGGAAGAGACUAAUAGUCAGAAUGUGUUUAAUUUUCCAUCGGUGGAGGUCGCCAGCUGUACUGUGCUGGGGCUCAUCUACACUUACUUUCAAGAGUGCCGUCGAUGGGUUUGACUCAAAGCACAGACGCCCACCUAUCCGCUCUCUCCGACUCACUUUCCACCGAGCGCUUCAAAAUGGCGGCCGCUUCAUCCAUCCAGCCGCCGAGCGUGCAUGCGAUACAGCGGGAAAAUUCACCUCACCCGGAGUCCGACAGCCCCGCGAGCCGACAGGAAGAGGACGCAGCAUCCGAGGGGACCACCAUCCUCAGAGAUCUACCGGAACUUGAUCCCGAGGAGAUCGAGAAACGGCUGGAGAAAACUCGCAGAGAGCUGAGCAACAGGAGGAAGAUCCUUAUUAAGAACCUGCCACAGGAUACAACCAACCAGGAGGUCCAUGAAAUUCUACGCGAGUACGAGCUCAAAUACUGUUUUGUGGACCGGAACAAAGGAACAGCCUUCGUAACCCUUCUAAAUGGCGACCAGGCACAGGAUGCCAUCCGAACUCUGCACCAGACAUCAGUCCGAGGCCGUGACAUCACCGUCCAGCUUCAGCCCACGGACUCGCUCCUGUGUGUCACCAACCUGCCCUACACAGUCACUGCCAGCCAGUUUCAGGAGCUGGUGCGCUCCUAUGGCAACAUUGAACGCUGUUUCCUGGUGUACAGCGACCUUACGGGCCACUCCAAAGGCUACGGCUUUGUUGAGUACAUGAAGAAGGACUCGGCCUCCAGGGCACGGUCAGAACUCUUGGGCAAACCUCUGGGCGAUCGUGCACUCAUGGUGCAGUGGGCUGACGUCAACCAGCUGACCUCUGCUGACCACCUCCACUCCAAGUGCCUAUGCGUGGAUCGCCUGACGCUAGACUUUGAAGACUCGGAGGAGCUGGCGCAUAUUUUUUCAGAAAGCUACAAACCCGUCUUCUGCCAGCUGGCUCAGGAUGAGGGAAGUCCAGUGCGGGGUUUCGCUGUGGUGGAGUACGAGACGGCGGAGCAGGCUGAAGCCGUGCUGCUGGAGAUGGACAGACAGCUGAUCCAGGGUCAGGAGAUACGUCUGUCUCUCUGUCCCCCAGGAACCUCUGGACGCAGCACUCUCGCUGCCCUCAUCGCUGCUCAGGGAGUGAUGUUGAGCAAUAAGAAAGGUUUACUGCCUGAACCCAAUCUGGCCCAGUUCCUCAACAGUAUGACCAAUCCUGCUGCUCUCCAGGUCCUUAUGCGACCCUACCCUACCGCCAAACGAGGAGGAAAGUUUGGUCAACCUCACAAUCUCCCCUUCCUGCGUCCACCAUUGACUGCAGCGCUGCUACAGUUAGGAAAAGCACAGCAGAGCGCCAUCCUAGGAAACGGUCUUGUUCUUCAGAAUCUUCUUCACAUGCAGAUGGCCCAACAACAGCUCUUACAGAUCAAAGACAAGCAGCUCACUAAUGUCCCGGGUCUUUUAGGGGACCCUUCCCGGCUGCUCCUGCAAAAAGUUCUGGGUCUUCGAACUCAAGCACCGGUUCCUCUGGGGAAGGGGUUGCUGGGAGAUUCUCCCACAGAGCUGGGCCAAGACUCUUCUCCGGUCACGUCCCAGGGUGGAAACUCUGGGGCUGGAAUGGUGUCACAUGUACCUGGACGUUCACACGCGAGUUCCAUUGCAGAGCAGAAUGACAGAGUCACUGUGACAUGCCUGGCUCCAGAGAAACAGCCUGCACCUCCAGGAACCACAGGAGGCUCUGUAAGCUCCCAAACACAACUGCAAAACUUCCUGCCUGGAAUUAACGCACCAAGUCUGGGACCUUUGCUGGGGAGUACAACACACAAAGCUCCAGCCAACCACCACAGUUCAAGCUUGCAGACUAAUACUUCCGUUACAAGUCAGUCCAGUUGUCAGACAUCUCUGUUGGGAGACCCCCCGAAAGAAGUGAAGUUGCCUUCCAACCCAUAUCUAAACCUGGCUAGUGUGCUUCCUGGAGUGGUACUACAAGCACCCUGCAACAGUAAACCUCAGACUGUGCAGGCACACACUGGGACAUACAGCGCAGUCUUGCCACCUGCCACCCACCCACCCAGUCAAUACAGCUCAGAGACCACUCCUGCAGAAUACACUCACCAAUACACUCAGCAAUACACACAGGAGGCCAUGCAGCAGUGGUACCAACACUACCAAGCACAGACCUACGGCAACACUAGCCAAGAGACGGCUGCAGUUACUGAAUGCACAAAAGAGCAACCUCAGGUGGUGGUCACCUCCUCAUACGGAGACUACAGUUCCUACAUGCAUGCUGUCAGUCAGUACUAUUCUCAGACGCAGAUGAGCCAGACAGCUGCUCAAGUCUACCAGCACCGAGAUGUCAGCAAGGAGGUGGAGGUGGUGAAGACCCCCUUGAGUGGGCCUCUGCACACCUCUCUGAAUGGCACUGCUCAGACCCUGCUGCCCACCUACAGUGCCCUACCCAUCAUGCCUGGCUUCAUCACACCGACGCACACGCAGACACACGCGCCCAGUCCUGCCGCACACACACCCGCCGCAGCCACGGCCACCGACUGGAACAACUACUAUUAUAGUCAGGCUAGAGGACAGAAGCGAGAAUACCCCACACUGCCCACACAGGAAGUGACAUCAGAGGGGCCGUAUGUGGGCCAGCACUCACAGGGUCUUGGGGGCCAGUACGCCGACUACUUCAAGAAGAAGAGGAUCUAACUCGCACUCGCUCUCACUGCUCUCUGUAUGUUGCCGUUGUCAUGUCCAGGCCUUAACUUUUAGUCGAUAACUGAUAUUUAUGAAAAGAUUGUACAUUUUAUUGUGCGUUCCUCUUCUGUGGAUGUGGGUACUGUUGUUAUUUCUGUCCGACGCCAGGCAGGACCUCUUAAGAUUGGGACUCUGUCCCAAAUGAUGAGUUAAGAUAAUUGAUAUUUCUCUUUUUCUGCCUUUUUACCUCUCUCCCAGGCGGGACGCACCAUUCCACUCGAGAGGUGGGGGGGGGGGAUUUCCAUGUCCGUGUCCGUGUUUUACUGUACAAAAGGUUAAGGGCUGAUAAAGAUUGAGCUACACUCAGAGAAUAACAGUUUUCAAAGAUGUUUUUUUUUUUCUGACAGGGUAGGGCAUAGCCAAUGUAUAUUGUAUAUUCUGCUAAAUGAGUGUAUUUUUUACUGUGUACAGACAUUAGGAAUAUUAUUAAUAUUAAUGUCUUGCUUAAUGUGUCACUGUUUAUCUUGACUAUCGAUUUCACUUUCCAAAGUGUACGGAAAACGCGUGUUUGAGGAUUAAUCUUUAACGUGUGUCUCUGUACAUACUGCUGUAUCUGUAGGAACGAUCAGCCAUUCUGAAAACUGCAGGAGCCUUAAAACACGGCGCUCAGAGAAGACAUGGCUAAGGCAAUAACCUCUACCUUCUCUGGAGAAACUACCCCCACAUACGUCAAGGUGACUUUUUCCCCCAGUUGUCAGUGGGGUGACCUCCGAACAACGUUCAGCUACAAUGCUGCCAGUGGUUGCUUUUUAAUAACAGUAUCAGUAAUAAUAAUACAUUAGUAUAGUAGUAGUAAUAAUCUGCUGGAAGGAUGUCAAGGGUUGGAGUGGUUAUGUAUAGGAUAAAACAGCCUUGAUGCAAACACCCACAUGGUAAUAAUCUAACAUAAAGCCUUUAUAUGGAUAUUAGUGGUCUGUUAUUCUGUGGUUUAAUCUCUUUACUUCUUUAAAAGAGAGAGUAUGUAUUUUGGUGAUUUUACGCUGCAAAAAAAAAAAAAAAUCCCGUUUUUAAUUCAUAUCAGUCUUUUUUUAUUUUUGCUAAAAUAUAUGUUAAAAAAGAUUAAUAUACACUAAAGGCAAAAUAUGUGAGAUAUUAAAAUAAUCAAUGUUGGAAGAUUAGUAUUUUGUCAUGUUGCGUGGCAGAUUUUUUUUUGGUCUUUAUGGUCUUAAUUUAGAUACUUAAAACAAGUGACACAAAUCUCCCAAUGGGACAAAUAAAGUCUUAAAGAGAUAGUUCACCAAAUUUAAAAUUCUUUUUUUAUUUACUCAUCUUCAUGUUGUUCGAAACCAUUGCAACCCAACAGAAGGUGUGUGUACGUGCGUUUGUAUAUAUACACACACCUUGAUAUACCUAUGCUUUUGUCAUUUAUUAUUUCUAUGAAUAUACAUAGAAUUGAAAAAAAAAAGAAAAUUAAGUAAAACUGAAAAAUAAAGAUAUUAUAUAUAUGUAUAUGUACUGUCAAACGAUUAAUCAUGAUUAAUCGUAUCCAAAAUAAGUUUUUGUUUACAUAAUAUAUGUGUGGGUGCGGUGUAUAUUUAUUAUGUAUAUAUAAAUACACAUGCAUGUAUGUAUAUAUUUCAGAAAAAUAAGUUAUGGUCAUAUAUUAAAUAUAUUUAUAAUAUAAAUUAUAUGAAUAUAGACAUGUAAAUAUUACUAUUAAUGUAUAUAUUAUUAAAAUGUAUACUGUAUGUGUGUAUUUAUAUAUACAUAAUUAUGCAAACAAAAACUUUUAUUUUGUAUGCGAUUAAUCAUUUGACAGCACUAACAUAUAUAUAAAAUCUUUCUUUUUCAGUUUAUUUUUCCUCUAAUACUUUAUUUGAAUGAGAAUGUUAAUAGUUGUAAGUUUGAGUUACUGAUAACAACACUGCUCUAUACAAAGUCAGCGAGGUCUAAUUUUGUUUUGGACCCCAUUGACAUUUAUUGUGUAUAUGUAUAUAUAUAUAUAUAUAUAUAUAUAUAUAUAAAAUUUUUACACAAUUCGGUUUGUAACAAAGGGGUGAGUAAAUGAUUAAAAAUGAUGUUUCAUUUUUGAAUGAACUAUCCCUUUUACUUUGCACUGAGCUUGUUUUAAGCAUGUUUAGAUAUUAUUAGUGGUAAAUAAGACAGUCAUUAAGAAUUGGAUUUUUUGCAGUACACUGUGUUGGUUGCAGUCUGCCAGCAGAUUGUCAUAAAAGGAGCCGUUGUUUGGCUUUGCUACCACAUAGCACAUACAGGCGUUUGCCUGGUGCGUUCAUCCGUUUAUGAUUAAGGCUGUGUGCCUUUUUUUCUACUCUUUUGAAGCGAUAGUCUCUUGGUUGUUCCCUUUCUGAAAGCCAUUCUUUCACCUCCACAACAGACUGACAACACAUUUGAGGAGGAGCCUGUUAUUGCGUCCUAUUUUGUUUUAUGACAAGUAUAAAGACAAUCCCAAAUUUACAUCGGUACCUGAGGCUCUGCGUCCCACUUUUAGCACAAAAUCACCAUUUAUAAACACAGAGGCCUUUUUUUCCAGGAAACGCUAAAAAACAAGGUUAAGAACAAAAUGUUAAAUGUGAGCAUUUUUAGUUUCCCCUUGUUCUGUGUGCACAAGUUCAAUUCAAAAUCAUACCGGUUGUUUCUAAAUAAUCAGAAAUGGGACUUGUGGCAAAAUGACACUCUACAGGGAUUAUAAAGCACAUGUACUUCUGGUCACCUUCCCAUGAGUCUCCUGUUCUCCAACACUGCUCCAAAUCAAGGCGACUCUGACUCUUUUACCUUGAAAAGAGAGGUUUGAGUUGCUAAAUAAAGUAAAUCAUCUCUUUAAAGUGUUCUUGUUUCUGUAGAAAGGUCUGAAGGAUGGACAAUUGUGCCUAUUUUGCAUUUAUGAACCUUGUAUUUCUUACCAUUUUUGCUGAUGGCCAACAACAUACCGAUUUUCCCCUUGUAUUUCAAGUCGAGACUGUAAUGUAUCUUUCCGAUUCUGCACUUUUACCCCUCUGAAUGUCAUGAACGUGUACGUGUGCACUUGUAUCUCAAAGCUUUGCAAUACUAAAGUGUCUCUUAUUGAUGUAGAAGGUACAGUCACCUGUUCAAACACGCAGGGUUAUCAACACUAUUGUGCUUUGUACACAUAUUGCAGCCUGUUUUUAGUUUAAAAGGUUGUAGUUUCUUCUUUUUUUUUUCCACCUUGAAUUAAGAUUUUGCAAUAUUUUAUAAUCCAAACUCUAUUGAUAUUGCUUUACUGUGAAUAAGCUAUUUUUAGAGACGGUGGAAUUUAAGCAUGCGUAUACUCCUGCAAUACAAGAAAAAAAAAACUUUUUUCCUCUUAUUUUUUUCAGUAGAUGUUUUCAACGCUUUUGAGUAUUUAACAGCAACAAAAAAAAUAUUGUAUUUAUUUUAUGUGAACUUAUGUACAUUUUACCCUGUUGGAUACAAUUUUGUUGUCAUUCUUUUUGAGGAAAAUAGGUUUGGGUUUCAUUUUGAGCAGAUGGAAUUGUUUUGCAUUCCACAUUAAAGGACAGGAAAAUUA